AUGGGAUUUUCAAAAAAGUCAACUAGUAGUAAUCACCCAAUGGAUGGAAAUAUUGUAGAGUCAGAAACCAAAAAAGGAUGGAUCAUUGCAGGAAUAAAAUUGAGGAGUCCAUUGAAGCCUAUAUUAACAUCCAAGAAUUGGAACAAGCAUGUUGAUGAAGAACAAGAACAAGAAGAGUACUUUGCAACAACUCCAACGUAUGAGGAAUCAAGGUUAUCAAGAAAGUGCUUAACAUGUCCACCAGCUCCUAAGAAGAGAAAAACAUCUUCAAGGUGCCAUAAUAGUAAUAAUGGUCAUGUUAGGGAAUUCUUUCAUCCACCUUUAGACUUGGAAACUGUUUUUAUGAGCAGACUUGAAACUUGA
Lycium barbarum (goji berry) is the source of this 363-nucleotide messenger RNA. Its product is annotated as cyclin-dependent protein kinase inhibitor SMR6-like. Gene Ontology annotation, biological process: regulation of DNA endoreduplication. Bases 1 to 363 code for a protein of 120 amino acids. Lineage: Eukaryota; Viridiplantae; Streptophyta; Magnoliopsida; Solanales; Solanaceae. The transcript has a single exon. The record is from RefSeq and is a predicted model, not a curated record.